ACUACAGAGAAGCAAUAACAAAAUUGAGAGUCAGAGAAAGGGGGAUAUUAGGACUAUUACAGAAUAUCUCUAUUUGUCGUUCCAAAAAUUAAUCAAAAGUAGAGCAGUGAUAGACUGAUAGUUUGUUUAAUGUUAUUUCUAAGGAAGAAGAAAUGGCUUAUGCUGCUCUGACAUCUGCUGUAUGCUCACUCGAGCUGUUCCUGCAAUGCAAUCAUCCAUUACUGAAUAAUCUUCAGAGGAAAGACCAAAUCUCAUCACUACUCAAAAGAAUUAUUGUUUUUCAAGAGUUCUUGACAGAUUAUGAAAAGAUAAAUCAUAGCCAUAGAGGGUUGAAAUUAUUGGAAGGAAAGAUCAAAGAAAAAGCGUAUCAAGUUGAAGAUACUGUUGACUCAAAGCUGAGAAAAUAUUUCCUGGCUAAAAAUGCAAAGUACCGAAGAAAGGCCUACUCAGUCCUACGUAGGAGGUUGCAGGUAGUGAUUGAAGAAAUGGAAUUCAUCAAAAAAGAAGCGAUGACAAUUAAGGGUGACAAGAUUAGCACUUCGAAGUUUCAUAAACAGGUUUUACCGGCUAGGCAUGCAUCAACAAGUAGUCCAAAUCUGCAACAAACGCCAGUUGGUUUCCAGGACGACUUGGAGAAAAUAAUUGAUAGGCUCAGAGGUCGGCCUUCUGAACUAGACAUCAUCUCUAUAGUCGGUAUGGCAGGCAUUGGUAAAACAACUCUUGCGAACAGAGCAUUUAAUCAUCCUUCUGUUGUUUAUCAGUUCGAUGUCCGUGCUUGGACCACUGUUUCUCAAGAGUAUAGGGAAAGAGACCUGUUACUUGACCUCCUUUAUUCUGUUAGUCCUCCAACCAACAGAAACAAUCUAGCUAGUGACGAAAAAGCUGCUGAUCGACUGUUCAAUGAGGUAAUGACUGAUACUCAUCCUUUGGAAGAAAGAUACGAAGGAAGUAACGGAGAAAUUGCUGACCGAUUGCGCAAAAGUUUAAUACGUAGGAGAUUUCUUAUUGUUGUCGAUGACAUGUGGAGCUUUGAUGCUUGGGACAAUGUGCUCAGGCUGUUUCCUGAUGAUAACAAUGGAAGUCGUGUGAUACUAACAAGUAGGCACAUUGAUGUAGCAACUUAUGCUAAUCCAGAUAGGCAACCUCACCGACUGAAUUUUCUAAACAAAGAUGAAAGUUGGGAGUUACUCCGUGCGAAACUAUUUGGGAAAAGAGAAUGUCCUUCUGAAUUGGAAGAUAUCGGAAGAAGUAUUGCAGAAAAAUGCGAAGGACUACCUCUAGCAAUUGUUGUGGUUUCAGGGCAUCUCUCCAAAAUGAACAUGACUCCUGAUUCCUGGAACACUGUUGCAGAAAGUGUGGGUUCCGUUGUAAAUCGUGAGCCAGGGCAGUGUUUAGACAUACUUGCUCUAAGUUACAACUACUUGCCUCAACAUCUAAAAGCGUGCUUCUUGUACAUGGGAGCAUUUCCUGAAGAUUUUGAGAUUCCUGUGUGGAAGCUGAUCAGGUUGUGGAUUGCUGAGGGCUUUCUUAAUGCAACAGGGCUUACAACCUUGGAAGAGAUGGCAGUAGACUGCUUGGAGGAUCUUAUUGAUAGAAGUUUGGUUUUAGCUGGAAAGCGGUCUAAUGGAAAACUCAAAACAUGUAAACUCCAUGAUAUCAUGCGGGACUUUUGCUUAGAAGAAGCGAAAAGACAAAACUUUCUACAUGUCUUGAAGCACUCCCUAGAUGAUCUGUUAGAAAAUAUAACGGCUCUGCGUCGGGUUAGUUUCAAUUGUAGCACCAUAUUCUCAAGUGACUCUUUUCAACCCACUGAUCCUACUGUUACUGUUUCUCGUUCCAUCUUGGGAUUCAAUAUCUCCCAAAGUUCAAUCUUUUCAUAUAUAGGCUUCAAAUUGCUCAGGGUUCUGGAUAUCACUUUCCAACAUUUCCCACAGUUUCCCAGUGAGAUAAUGCAACUUGUUAAUUUGCGGUACCUUGCAGUUGCCACUAUUAAGGAAUUCCCUCCAGCAGUAUCACAGUUUUGGAGUUUGCAGACUUUAAUCGUUCGUGUACAUUCCGGAGACUUAACUUUGCCUCGGGAGAUAUGGAAGAUGCCAAACCUCAGACAUCUCCAUAUUAAACCAAGCAUCUGUUUGCCAAGCCCAACCAAUUCCUUGGUUUUAAAUGACCUACAAACACUUGCCAAUAUUACCUUUGCAGAUUGUACAAAGGAUGUCUUCUCUAGCACGCCUAAGUUGAAGAGAUUGGGAAUAUGUGAAACGGUCGAGUAUACUCACCCAGUCCAGAUUCCCUGGAAUGAUUUUCUUUACACAGCUGAAAAUCUGUGGCCUUAUUAUACUGAAUCAAAUUCAAAGUUGUGGUCAGAUUGUCUUAGAAAUCUUGCUCUCCUGCCUCAACUUGAGGCACUAAAGAUUGUUGGGUUGAUGCCACCUGUGCAAAUACCAAAAUUAGCUCUUCAUCUUGAUGCACUUCCAGAGAAUCUUAAGAAGUUGACUUUGAGCUUUACCUACUUGCCAUGGGAGAGCAUGACCUCCCUUUGUAGAUUACCAAGUCUCGAGGUUCUCAAACUAAAACAUUAUGCCUUCACAGGACCAAAGUGGGAACAAGUUGAAGAGGGGUUCUGUUCUUUGAAAUUGUUGCUGAUCGAGUCGUAUGAUUUAAAGCACUGGAGUGCCACAAAUGAUCAUUUCCCUUGCCUGGAACAUCUAGUUCUUAAGAGUUGCCUUAACUUGGAGAGCAUCCCUCACGAGUUGGGGGAUAUUCCAACUUUGCAGAUAAUUGAGCUGGAAAAAUCAAGCCAUUCUGCAGUGCUUUCAGCUAAAGAGAUUCAAGAGGAGCAGCAGAGUUAUGGUAAUGACACUCUAGAAGUGCGAUUGGAGAGAAAUUUCGGGAGAAUUGAUGCUGUUGCAACUCCUUAUUGA
Messenger RNA from Lycium ferocissimum, 2921 nucleotides. RefSeq names its product putative late blight resistance protein homolog R1A-3. Gene Ontology annotation, biological process: defense response to other organism. The transcript has 2 exons. The coding region runs from base 153 to 2921 and encodes 922 amino acids. Lineage: Eukaryota; Viridiplantae; Streptophyta; Magnoliopsida; Solanales; Solanaceae. Gene Ontology annotation, molecular function: ADP binding. The record is from RefSeq and is a predicted model, not a curated record.